AUGUCAAGUCUUGUUCAUCCGUCCUCAUCAUCAACAAACAAAACCAUUCCAACCAUUAAACAUACCAAAGAUCAAAUUCCAGCAUUGAGAGUGAAAAAACCACAACAUCUCGUUCGAAAGCCUUUUAUUGAUACCAUUCUUGACCCUCAAAUGAAACAAAUUUCACAAAGCGCACAAGAAUUUUGGGAAAUGGAUCAAAAUGGUGCUAUUGAAUAUUUAGAAAAGAAAUUAGCAGCAGCGUUGAAUGAAAUUUCUUCCAGCAGCAACUCUGUGAAUGACAUCAAAUAUGAAGUAAGCGUGGCAAAAGUUGCAGAACAAUUAGCAACCAUGUACUAUGCCACUGAAAGCUAUGAAAAAGCUCUCAAUUUGUUCUCAGAGCUGAAAGACAAGUAUUAUUCGUACAGAAAAUAUAUUUUACAGAAAAAUCCAAACGAGCAGGUGCCAGAGGAAAACUAUGAGCAAGAAGAAGAACUUAUUGAAAAUGAUUCUUUUGCUAUCGUGGCAACCAAUUUCUCAGACUGUUUAAUAGGCUUGGGACGAGAGAAAGAGGGUAGACAAGCACUUUUAGACGCAUUGGAUUUGUGUAACUUUGGUCAUGAGGGACUUCAAUCUGGACCUAUUACUGAAAAGCUUGCAUACAUGGCCCUUCAAGAUUCGAAAGCAAAACAUCUAGACCUCUCUCAGAAAAUGCAAAUUCUUAAAGAUGCCAUUGAGCUUAUUGAUUCACGAGAAAAAGAUACACAAAAUUGCGACGUUCUCUAUGCCAAGGGAAUUUUAUUUGAAGAAUUAGCAAAAAUUUUGCCCGUGACAAGAGUGACCGAAAGAGAACAAUAUCUUGACAGUGCUGUACAACUCUAUAAGAAAAUGUUACAAAUUGAUCCUACUCAAUAUCAUGCCAUGAUGAAUGCUGGUGAUUGUUGUUGCAAGCUAGGAAAAGAUUCAGAGGGAUUGAGCUAUUACAAUCUAUUCAUUGACAAUUUUGACGAAAUUAUCAAAGAUAGUGCUUCUAAAACCAAAAGAUUAGAUUACUUUGCCAUGUAUGUGGAUAUUAUUGUGAAAUUAGGAAUUGCCUAUACGAAAUUUGAGGACUAUGACAUGGCCAUCAAACAAUUUGGUAUUUGCAUUUCAUUUAUUGAUAAAGUAUUGAAGCAUAAUUCGGCUCCAAAUGCAACCACAUUGAGAUCUUACAAAGUAGCUGCAUUAAAUAAGAGAGGAAUUUGCUUCUUACGCAAACACGAGUAUUGGAAAUGUGUGAAUGACAAUUCAGAUGCAAUUAACAUUGAUAAUACGUAUUUCCCUGCCUUCAGAGAUAGAGCAGCAGCAUAUGAAUCUCUUGGAAAAUUAGAUUUAGCAAAGGAGGAUAAGGUUCAAUGUGAAUACUUGAAGAGAAAGUUCGCUAUCAGUACUACUUUUUAA
Naegleria lovaniensis is the source of this 1416-nucleotide messenger RNA. RefSeq lists its product as uncharacterized. The coding region runs from base 1 to 1416 and encodes 471 amino acids. Lineage: Eukaryota; Heterolobosea; Eutetramitea; Acrasida; Naegleriidae. The transcript has a single exon. Gene Ontology annotation, molecular function: protein binding. The record is from RefSeq and is a predicted model, not a curated record.